UUGAAACAGACGGAUGUGCUCAUGGUUUAGUGCAAAUCUCACAUUUAAAAAUGCCAUGUCGCCUGUUUUCCACGUGUGGUCGUAACGUUUUUAACGUUAUUCUGUGUGGUUGAAGGCUCACUGUGGCUAAAUGAGAGUGCUGGUCGCAAACACGACGAGCAGACUGGCCCCAUACGGAGCCGCUACUGUCUCUUUAAAUUUACCCAGGAGCCCCUUAAGGAGCCCCAGGGGCCCCAAGCUCGGCUCCCCACCCUGAAGAAAAGCAGAGGCUGAAACCCCCACACAGGAGGCCGCCCGGACCUCACCAACAUUUGACAAAAGCCUCUCGUGAAAGACUUCGACAGGAGCGGAGAGCGACUCAGAAACUCGCGGCGACACGUAAAAGUUAGCUGAAGUUGUUGAGGCCGCCACGGCGCCGAGGGUGAAGCGAGCAGCACGGCGCACACCAACCUCGCACACGCACACUAAUGUAGUUAAUAUGGGUGAAGGCGGCUUCCUCGUGCUUUCACAACCGUUCGCGGCGUGCUUCUGCGAGUCUGUCCGCUCGUGACAGUCUCCCUCCCGCGCAGGAGGAGCGGCGAAACGGCCGCGCUGGAACAACGCUGAGGCAGGCAUGGAGGAGGAGAAAGAGCCCAAGGAGCCGGAGCCCCAGCACAAACAGCCCCACACACAGGCUCUCUCAUUAAUAAUAAGCGCCGUGGAAGGGGAGGCGACACCACCGGGAGAGCCCUCGGCAGGUGAAGAUGACAUGACCAAUGGACACAUUGGAGAUGAUGGUCUGGUCACUCCUGUAUGCUCUCCUGGCACAAGCUACUGGAGCAUCUCUGAAAGCCCCAACUCCCCCUUCCUUCUGUCCCCCGUCCCGGGGCCAUCUGGACAGAAAGCCACUCCGGCUAAACCCGUGCGGGCCUCACGUCCUGGUCUCAGCCGCAUCCCUGGCCGGGACCACCGCCGCUACUACCAUGAGUACUGGCGGAGCGAGUAUUUGAUGGAUUUUGAUCCAAGAAGGCAUGGUAUGAUCUGCAUGGUGUGUGGGAGUUCACUGGCUACGCUAAAACUGAGCACCAUUAAGAGGCAUAUUAGGCAGAAGCAUCCUGACUCGUUGCUGUGGAGCGCGUCCGAUAAGGAGGUGAUCCGCUCAGGCUGGGAGAGCCAUCUGAACCUGGAGAACAGCCAGAAACCUUUCUGCUCAGACCCAGCUGUCGCUACAGAGCCAGAGGAGACACUCGACUGUGCAAAGCGCUCUACAGGCAAACCCAACAGUGCUGUGACAAGUAAGCGUCAGCCUCAGCCUAGAGUCAGCAAAGCGAGUGCCUCUCCAUCAGCGUCAUCAGUCCCAGAGCCUCAGGGUCCAUCUGCCCAGAUGCUGGAGCGCUACCUGAACGACUCCCUGCACGCUUGGUUCCGGCAGGAGUUCCUGAUGGAGUACCAGGCAGAAGCAGGUCGUCUGGUCUGCAUGGUGUGCAGCUGCCCGCUGCCAUCGCUGCAUCUGGACCACAUCAAGAGCCACGUUCUAGAGCUGCACCCAGAUUCACUGGUGUACAGCGCAGAGGAAAAGCACUGCAUUCUGCAGACCUGGGCCCAGACCCAUGAAUCAGAUUCUUCAAGAGACUAUUUCAAAUCAGAGCCAGACACCAAAGCCGACAGCUCAGUGCAGUUCUUCCCCUCGGACGUGGAUCCUCUGCAGGACAGCUCCGAGCCGCAUGCGGGGGGUGAGGAUGAGCCACCAGGGGCUGCUCAAAACCCAAACACCUUGCCACACCAAUUCCCCAACAGGAGGCUGAAGAACGGGUGCCCCUGGCAUCUGCGUUUGGACUACCUGGUUGCACUCGGGCCUCCAGACAGUCCAGGCUGCUACUGCAUGGUGUGCUCUGAGCAGUUGCCAGUAGCUAGAGUCAGCAGCUUCCGCAGGCACAUCCAGGAGCGCCACCCUGAGACCAUCAAUCUCAGCCGGAGAGAGAGACAAGAUAUAGCCAGGGCCUGGACAGGGCAUGGAGACACAGAGGAGCCAGACAUGCAGCCAGAACAAGUCAUCCCUGGUGAUACCACUGCCGAACCUGCACAUGUAGGCACACAGACAUUGUCCGUAAAACCCGCCAAGCAGAGCACCAUCAAGACAGAGGACGGGGACAGGAAGACCACGCCAUCUACAACACACAGACACACGCACUACCCGGGUAAGGACCAGCGACGCAACUACCAGGUGCGCUGGCGAAUGGAGUAUCUCAUGGACUAUGACUGCAGAAGACACGGGCUGAUCUGUAUGGUGUGUGGGGCCACGCUGGCCACGCUUAAGGUCAGCACAAUUAAGAGACACAUUCAGCAGGUGCAUCCUCGCUCACUGGACUACAGCCCUGAGGAGAAGCAGCAGGCCCUGCAGAGCUACAACCAGACUGCCCUGCACUUCGUCCACUCCGACGACUGUUUCUCAGCCUCGGACCACGGCCAUGGAGCGCAUGCUAAAGCUAAAGUCGAACAGACCGGCUGUUACAGCACUUAACUGAACAGUAGUGGGGUGUGACAUGUUUUCUUUCGCUCAGGAAGUUGAUUAUUGGAACAAGCCAAAAAAAUCUCCACAGCUUUUUUUUUGUUUGUAGUUUAGGGGCUGGGUGUAAGUUUUAAAAACUUACUUUGCACUUUUUUCUCUCAAAUGAUUUCAUGGCAAAAUUCUCUAUAAAAGGGGUAAUUUGCAAGCAAUGACCACCUGUUAAACACAAGAGGCAGUGCAUGUCCUGCUAGCCUAACUUCACCUUUAAGAUUAAGAAUUUUAAAAGUGCUUCCUGCAGAGGAAUCAACAGGCUGAAUUGAGUGAAGGUCUUUUUUCAUUUUCCUAAGCACCUUUUUAUGCAUCCUUGUUUGUACAGUGCAGUCUUUGGCAAGACUGUUAUUGCUGCAGAUUACAGGGGUUAAUGUGCUGGAGAGAUCAUUUUGCAUGGGGGCAUUGCAGUGGGUCGCACAUUCUGCACUUAAGAAAGCACUGGGUACGGGUGCCAGAGAAGUAUGGACAUCCAGAGUGGUACACGCUUUUCACAACCGUUUUAUUGUACCAUCUUAUGUACUCAUAAUCAACACACAGAAGACUAAUGAGGAAAUUUAUGUUGAAAUACGACCUUUUAAAUGGGUAGGAGGUAGGGCUGCACUAUAUGGACAAAAUACUACUAUUGCAAUUACAGUGGUGUACACCGACCGGCCAUUUCAUUAAAACCACCUGCUUGUUUCUACACUCACUGUCUGUUUUAUAAGCUCCACUUAUCAUAUAGGUGCACUUUGUAGUUCUACAAUGACAGACUGUAGUCGAUCUGUUUCUCUGCAUACUUUGUUAGCCUCUUUUUUCCCUGUUCUUUAAUGGUCAGGACCACCACAGAGGAGGCAUUAUUUGGAUGGUGGUGGUGUGUUAGUGUGUGUUGUGCUGGUAUGAAUUUAACAGACACAGCAGUGCUGCUGGAGUUUUUGACCACAUCAGCCAACAUCGUCCCGUGGGCAGCGUCCUGAGACCACUGAUGAAGGACGAAAGGAUGACCAACACAAACUGUGCAGCAAAAGAUGAGCUACAGUCUCUGACUUUACAUUACAAGGUGGACCAACAAGAUCAGUGUCUAAUAGAGUGGACAGUGAGUGAACAGUGUUUAAAACUCCAGCAGCACUGCUGUGUCUGAUCCACUCAUACCAGCUCAACACACACUAACACUGAUACCUGCUCUGUGGUGGUCCUGUGGGAGUCCACAUGAAAGAGAGGUGAAAAGGGGCUAACACAGAUGGACUACAGUCUGUAAUUGUAGAGCUAUAAAGUGCACCUAUAUGGUAAGUGGAGCUGAUAAAAAGGACAAUGAGUGUAGAAACAAGGUGGUGUUAAUGAAGUGGCUGGUCAGUGUAUAUUGUGAUAUGCCUUGCAAUGUUUUAGAAACCCAUUUGUAAAUCAAUAAUGUGACAUGGUGAAAGAUCAGUGUGCAUUAUUUUGACAAAAAAAAUUUUUUUUUUUUGGAUUACAUGAAUACUUUAAUUCAUAAAACCACCCACAGAAACAUUUAUCUGGAGCUGUGAUUUGUCAGGAUGCUCACAGCACUAGGCCUGGGCGAUAUCUAAAAAUAAUUAGCACAGUAUUUUCCCCCAGUCACACACAAAUGCAUGGGUCCACUGCAGCUUAGACCUA
This is a messenger RNA of Colossoma macropomum (tambaqui), 4150 nucleotides long. RefSeq lists its product as uncharacterized. The transcript has 5 exons. Gene Ontology annotation, biological process: negative regulation of DNA-templated transcription. Lineage: Eukaryota; Metazoa; Chordata; Actinopteri; Characiformes; Serrasalmidae. The coding region runs from base 614 to 2500 and encodes 628 amino acids. The record is from RefSeq and is a predicted model, not a curated record.